This is a messenger RNA of Ctenopharyngodon idella (grass carp), 828 nucleotides long. RefSeq names its product synaptonemal complex central element protein 3 (gene syce3). Gene Ontology annotation, biological process: reciprocal meiotic recombination; spermatogenesis; synaptonemal complex assembly. Bases 389 to 670 code for a protein of 93 amino acids. The record is from RefSeq and is a predicted model, not a curated record. NCBI's taxonomy places the organism in Eukaryota, Metazoa, Chordata, Actinopteri, Cypriniformes, Xenocyprididae. The transcript is spliced from 3 exons.
UCAAUUCAACCGUCAUCUUAUAAUUCUCCUGUAAACUGCAUCUCCUUUAAAAGUGUUGGAAACAUUUUAUUAUAGCGUACAUAAAACUUUUUAGCAAAGACUAAGAGAUGUAUAAAAUAUUGUUUGCAAAUUGUAUUUAUGUAGGCUACUAAUUUUUUUGUACGUUUGUUUUUCCACACCGGGACGUCAUGACGUAAAUGAACCGAUGAAUCGUUUUUAAGAUGAGGCUUCCAAAGUAUUCGAGUUGAUUACACAAUGUAUGUGAGCGUGCACGCGCGAGAGAGCCGUUAAGUCUGCGUGUCGCGUGCAUUGCUCGAGCCUUCGUUGUCAGCUGUCGCAGUAAAACAAGAAACAUUAAAGAUUGUCUGUAGUUCGCUACAUUACCAAGAUGUCUGAAGAUAUUUCGAGUGUGCAGUUAUGUGAGGACUUGGGUCGUGAGAGUUUACAACUGAACCAACAUUUGGAGAAGAUGACUGAACACAUGGAAAAUAUUUCAGUGAAUUUGUCUUGGAUGGCCUAUGAUAUGGUUGUACUCCGCACCAGUCCAGAUCUGGCUGAAUCCCUUAAGAGUCUGGAGAAACAGUUUCUUAAGUGCAAAGAUGUCAUCUGUGGUCCCACAGAUGGACAAGAUAAAAAAUGUCAUCAAGAACAUAAUAUCCCCCAAGAAUAGAUUACAGUUUCAGUUUAGAACAGAGACCUUUAAUGUUGUUAAUAUUGUUAAAGCUUAUGUGUUAGAUUAGCCAGCGUUAUUUGAUGUUGUCAUAUAUAUGUGAUUUUUUUUUUUUUUUUUUUGCACUCACAAUUUAAUAAAAAUAUCAACAAAGCAAA